Anopheles aquasalis is the source of this 933-nucleotide messenger RNA. Its product is annotated as solute carrier family 45 member 4-like. Gene Ontology annotation, molecular function: sucrose:proton symporter activity. The record is from RefSeq and is a predicted model, not a curated record. NCBI's taxonomy places the organism in Eukaryota, Metazoa, Arthropoda, Insecta, Diptera, Culicidae. Gene Ontology annotation, biological process: transmembrane transport. Gene Ontology annotation, cellular component: membrane.
AUGGCGUUUAUCGCUCCGAUACUCUUCUCCCUGGGCCUUUCAUACUCGGUGAUGUCACUAAUAUGGGCACUACCUUCGAUAGUGGGCAUGCUGGUUAUUCCCGUCAUAGCAUCGGUGAGCGAUCGUUGCCGGUUGUCCUGGGGUCGCCGACGUCCCGUGCUGCUUGCAUUAGGGAUCGCCGUCCUGUUGGCCAUGAUGCUGAUACCUUGCGGUGGAUUGAUCGCACAAACCAUCGGACUCGACCAUCUCGUUUUUAUGGUGGCACUAAUCGCUAUCGGGGUAACGGUGACCGAUUGUGGUGCUGGAGCGGCCAGCGCUCUCAGUCAAACGUAUGCCCUGGAGGUUUGCCCAAUACCGGACCAUGCCCGUGUUCUUAAUUUGAUGGUAUUUUUUAAAGGUGUAGGCACAAUACUCGGAGCGACGAUCGGUGCAAUCGACUGGAGUGCGCUACCGUUGCGUAUAUACUCCGUCAACAACGAGACCAUCGUGUUCUUGUUGACCUGGAUCGUAUUUGUGGUGUGUUUAAUUACCACGAUAACCAGCUACAGGGAGAUUCCAUUGCCAGUGCUGGAGAAGGAUGCGAUGUUGCGCCCAGUAACGCACCACGAGAUAGACAUCAAUCUGAACCGACAGCAACAAGUGGAUUGUCCUUUGAUACCCACCGAGGAAACAGUUUCGGAACAAUUUCAAUGUCGUCAGUUGAUCCACAGCAUCAUCCACAUGCCGCUGGCAAUGAAGAAGCUCUACUUAACGGUUCUGCUUUCGGUAAUGGGCAACAUGACCUUCCAGCUCUUCCUUACCGAUUUUGUUGGUACAAAAGUGUUCCACGGGGAUGUGAAGGCGCCAAAAGAAUCGGAAGAGUUCCAGAUGUAUGAGGCUGGAGUGCGUUACGGUUGCUUUGGAAAGUAUCCUAUGAAUUUGCUCAAUUGCUAA